Messenger RNA from Zophobas morio, 405 nucleotides. Its product is annotated as SH3 domain-binding glutamic acid-rich protein homolog. Bases 1 to 405 code for a protein of 134 amino acids. The transcript is spliced from 2 exons. The record is from RefSeq and is a predicted model, not a curated record. Gene Ontology annotation, cellular component: cytoplasm. NCBI's taxonomy places the organism in Eukaryota, Metazoa, Arthropoda, Insecta, Coleoptera, Tenebrionidae.
AUGGUAGUCAAAGCAUACAUGAGUAGUAUUUCGGGAAAUAAAGAGGUGAAGAAACAAGACACGGAGCUGGAAAACUAUUCCACUUCUUCGGGCGGAACAAUUAGUGAUCCCAACCCUAGACAUUCUUUCUCUCCACAAAUAUUCAAUGAUGAUGAUUACUGUGGGGACUAUGACCAAUUUGAUAUGGCAAACAAAAUUGAUGAAAUGGAAAAAAAUCUGAAAUUAGAAUCCAUCCAUUCUGUGCCAAUUGUAACCUCAAAUGCUGAAAUUAAAUUGCGAAAUCGUGAGAUCCAGUCUGAAGAAACACCACAAAACUUUAAGGAAACCAAAGGUAACAAAGAAGAAGAAUCAAAAGACGACAAUGUGCCCGACAAUAACGAAAAUACGAACGAAACUGUAGAAUAA